Messenger RNA from Bipolaris oryzae ATCC 44560, 1788 nucleotides. RefSeq lists its product as uncharacterized. The record is from RefSeq and is a predicted model, not a curated record. The transcript is spliced from 6 exons. NCBI's taxonomy places the organism in Eukaryota, Fungi, Ascomycota, Dothideomycetes, Pleosporales, Pleosporaceae. Bases 1 to 1788 code for a protein of 595 amino acids.
AUGGGUUAUGGCGCAAUAGCCAGGUUGUCAGCUCUGUCACCUAACUAUGUAUGUUACUGCAAUAUAAGAAGUGAGAGCAAGAUACUUCAGAAGAAGAUAUGUGACAAACUGCUAGGCAACAACAUGAAGUUCAGCAAUUAUCUUCUCGCUACCGGUGCGUGCCUCGAGUACCUGGUUCCGCUUGCGAAAGCGACGAACGUUUCAAUCUCUUACAACAGUGCUGCUCAAGACGCCACAGCAUUCGCAAUCCAGUAUGCAUAUCCCAUUUCUCAAUGGCAAAAAGCUGUGAGGAAUAUUCUCGAUGCCGUCAAGACACCAAAUACUCUAUGGCCAUACCAUUCGCUUUCCGGACCCCGAAAUCGCACUAUAGUUGGGCCAAAUGCAGACACGUUAUACAUCUGGGCCGCCAUCGACUUGUCACAUGAAGACCUUGUCUUGACAAUUCCCAACAUUAGUGAUGGAAGGAACUGGAUAUGGCCUUUCUACGACCUCUUUGGCAACAAUUUUGCAGGAAUUUCAAUCAACACGAACUCUCCUCCGGGAGACUAUCUGAUCAGACGUGCAGACGAUGCUCUUGUCCAACCCGGAAUCAGAUACACUACUCCAGCUGAACUAUCAGCCUACAAAGGCGUAAUCUCUUAUGCCACGACCUAUGGUAUCCUGCUCGGUCGUAUUCUUGUACGCCAAAAUACUACAAGCGAUAUUACGACCAUACGCAAUUAUCAGGACCAAACCUUCCUCAAAACAGUUCCUCGUAUACUAUCUCAGCCGUUUGCAGCACAAGCACCUCGUUUAUCACGUGAGCUCAUUGACACUUCGAACGCACCAAACAGAGUCAUAGGCUAUUUGGACCUGCUGGCCAAGAUUGGACAGUCCAUCCAACCCGAUGUAUAUGCGGACCGACGGAGUCUAUACCCCACCGCCUGGCGUCAAUCUAACCGCUGCCACGCAGCAAACGCAAGCAUCUCCGCGGCUUAUUAUCGAAACCUACUUGAUGUUGGCAACAAUUGGGUAAUCCCCAAAGUGAUAUGCCAAGGCAUCUUCGGCAUUGAAUACGGUUGUCGUGCGUAUCGCGCACUCCACGGUUAUCUGGGCUUAGUACAAUCCGAGAACCUCUUUAUCACGAACAAAUCGGAUAAUGUGACUUUGGGUGAGAAUUCGACAUUUCUCUUUACCUUCUUUGGCAAACCCCCAAUCAAGUCAACCGGGUUCUGGAGUUUGACUGUGUAUGGUGCGGAUCAGUAUCUGGUACCCAACGAGCUGGGAAGAUACGUCAUUGGAGACCGCAGCACACAGUUGAAAUUUGAAAGUGGAGGUUUGGUGUAUGGAAAUGAUUCCAACGCUGGGAAAGGAACGGAGGAUGGCAGAUUUCAGGUCCUGCUGCAGCCUGCUAAUAUUCGCCCGCCUGAUAGUUGGACUAGUAAAUAUUAUGUAGUUCUACGAGUAAAAGAAAUACAUGACGCCACUAGUCCAUUGACUGCGCCUCCUAAAAUAGUCCCUUACUUACCACGAAGUUAUUCGAACUUUGUCGUAUCACUAAGAGGGGCUCUUUUUAGAAAUAGAGUACCUACCACUUCUUGCUCAAGGCGGGCAAGAAUUACCGAUGCACCUAUCGAAGUAAACGCCAGACCCCUCGAAUAUCCCAAGUUCAACGCGUUCCCCCAUGGCGGACAGGUUGCAAAGCAAGACUGCAGGAUGCCAGAAGAUGUAUUGAGUGAAGGAGAGAAGUGCGGAAGGAAAAUGCCGGCAUUGAGGGAGAUGGUAAAAAGGGCGUCUGAGCUUGGGUAG